Molecule: messenger RNA, 2420 nt
Organism: Thunnus maccoyii (southern bluefin tuna)
Lineage: Eukaryota; Metazoa; Chordata; Actinopteri; Scombriformes; Scombridae
Gene: zbtb7b
Product: zinc finger and BTB domain containing 7B
Exons: 4
Coding region: 540-2234 (564 amino acids)
Biological process (GO): regulation of transcription by RNA polymerase II; positive regulation of gene expression
Molecular function (GO): DNA-binding transcription factor activity, RNA polymerase II-specific; RNA polymerase II cis-regulatory region sequence-specific DNA binding; protein binding
Source: RefSeq, a predicted model, not a curated record
CAGCCCUGCCAGAGCCAAUCCGAGGCUGGGUGUAAGUAGGGCAAGCCGCUUCCUGGUUCUCAGAAAGGAGGAGCUGGGAGUUGGAGUGGGCCAGCAGAGGCAGACAGGGGGGUCAGAGCAGCCCAGAGAGCCGGCGGUCUGCAGAGAGAGGAGACGGCAGCAGCAGCCCGAUAGAGUGGGACCAACGAGGAGAAACGCCAACGCACGAUUGUCGAAGAAUAAAACCUCACCGGGGUGUCGAGCUGAGGACGGCAGGAGCGGGUGACCCCCGGCGGAGUGGAAGAGACGACAGGAUAAUAAGAAAAUUAAAAAAAGACGAAUAAGAAGUAGAAGAAGUAGGCAGGGUGGGACGGAAUAAUCCAGGAAGUGUGGAGGCCGGUCAGGUGGGAGGCGACGAGUCAGGACAGGUGACACACCGGCACCCAGGUGUAUGACCUCUGCUGACCUCUGAGCAAACAACCAUAGAGGAGGGGGACGAGAGAGAGAGAGACAGAAAGCAGGCACCCAUCUUCUCCUGGGUUUAUGGACUGGAGGUGGCAAUGUCUCCAGGAGAGGACGGUCUGAUUGGGAUCCCCUUCCCGGAGCACAGCAAUGAGCUUUUGUCCCACCUCAAUGACCAGAGGAGGACAGGGCUCCUGUGUGACCUCACUCUGACCUCCCGCGGGGCACACUACCCGACUCACCGCUCCGUCAUGGCCGCCGUCAGUCUCUACUUCCGCCGGCUGUUCGGGACAGAGGAGGGGGGCGGCGAGGGCGGAGGAGGUUUCAGCGUGUGUCAGCUGGACUGCGUGGCACCUGAUGCCCUGGACGCCCUGCUGGAGUUCGCCUACACCGCCACCCUGACCAUCCCCAGCUCUGGAAUGAGAGAUGUGCUGCGAGGGGCUCAGCUUCUGGGCAUCCAGUGUGUGGCUGACGCGUGCAGAGACAUCCUUGGGGAGACGGCGGAGGCAGAGGGGGACACAGCAGAGGAGCAGAGAGCCCAACACACAGCGACAGAGAGGAUGGCGGAGGGAGAGAGGGGAGUAGAGAAAGGAUCUCGAAGAAAAACGGACAGAAAGAAGGUGAAAAAAGGCGGGUCACAUCACAUCAACUCCUUGGUUUUGAACCCGUCACCCGCUUCCCCCGCCUCAUACCCUUCACCUGCCUCUGACAGCCUCCGCUCCCUGCCGUCCACCCAGCCUCCCAGCCCUGAGCAGGAGGAGCACUGCCUCAAAUCUGGGCAGAACGGGGAUCCCAGGGCGAUCCGAGAGCCAGGAAGAGGGGCCACACUAAACGGAGGGCUCCUACAUUUUCUGCAUCAGCGCCCCCAUAUAGCCCACCCACCUCCUGUCCCGUCCUCCAAUGACAAGCUGUCAGAUGACGAUGAGAUGGAGGUCUUUGAUGAUGGUAUGCUGAUGGAAAGUACCUCCGUACCUACUUCUGUAGCUGAGCGAGGAGCGGCAGCAUCAGCAGCGGGAGGUGGGAGGAAAAGGAAGUCUCAGACGCCCCAGCAGUGUCCUGUGUGUCAGAAGAUCAUCCACGGAGCAGGAAAACUGCCUCGACACAUGAGGACGCAUACUGGAGAGAAGCCCUUCCAGUGCUCUGCUUGCGGAGUUCGUUUCACACGGAAUGAUAAGUUGAAGAUCCAUAUGAGGAAACACACAGGCGAGCGCCCCUACCCCUGCCCCCACUGUCCCGCCCGGUUUCUCCACUCAUACGACCUCAAAAACCACCUGUCCCUCCACAGCGGGGCACGGCCCUUCGAGUGUCCACUCUGCCACAAGGCCUUCGCCCGAGAAGACCAUCUCCAGCGUCACCGCAAGGGACACAGUUGCCUGGAGCUGCGCACACGCCGCCCCAGACGUGGGCCUGAGCUCGGAGAUGAGGGGAGAGGCGAUGGAGGCGGCAGCAAGCAGUCCAACCCUCUGGAGUCUCUGUCCGUACAGGCCCACUCCUCAGCGUUCCUCCCCCGCACGGUGCUGGAUGGUGGAAGUGGGUCCGUCGCCAGCCACCUGAUGUUUCAAGGGGACAGCGAGAGGGAGCGGUCUCUCGCCCUUCAGGCUCUGGCUCAAUUCAGCUCCACCAGGUUGGCUAACUACCCUGGGCUCUUUCUGCGAGGUCCGGAGCUGCGAGGGGGAAGAGAGACGGAAGGAGAGGAUCCCGGAGGAACCCACUCGCCGGCGGCGCGGCAUGACAGAUGGGUAGACGAAGUGGAAGAGGAAAUCGGAGAAGAGGAGGCAGAGGAGGAGGAGUAGUGAAAAGAGAGCGUGUGUGUAUGCGUGUGUGUCUGUGUGGUAAAGCAUCCACAGUAAAAAAAAAUCUCACUCAGGUGGCUGGACUAAUGACCUGCUGCUCCCAUGUAGAGAGCGCUUAAAAAAAAAACAACUAAAUGAUAUUAAAAGAAAAAAACGGGUUUUCUGAGAUAUUUUAAAUGUUUGUCU